AGUGAAUUGUUAGGUCGACACGCCAUCGAGCAGAUAGCGAAGGGAGACGCCGUCUCCGUGUUGGAUAUCGUGCAGAGACACAGCGGUGUCUCGUUUGGAUUGGGAGAUAUAUUGAACAAGUCGGGCACUAUACAUAUAGUACACAUAGCCUCAUUGCCGCAAGGCGUGAGAGACCCCUCCGUCUACAUCAAGGCCAACAUCGAAUCCGUAGGCUCGUCCACACGAGUUCUGCAAGCGUCGCAUUUGAUGGCACUGACGUCGUGGACGUCGACGAGCGAGUGCCCUUUCUGGAGAAGUUGUUCAACGCAUAUAAUGACGCCCGAGGGAUGUUCGGGUCCGGAGACAGCCAAGUAAUCAGCGACAACAAUGAUCUGUUCGAUUAUACCUGUGUCGGGAACGUCGCACGCGCGCGCAGACUCACAGGGAAUGAACUCGUCCCUCGUCCCUCUUACUCUUCUACCACGUCGAGCGAACCCAAGCUAGGCCUCGACAGCGUGACAACGAAGUCCAGCGAAUCUUUAUAUCGUGCUCUCCCUCCCAUAUGUGCCACAACCAAAUAUCAUCACACGAUACAUGGCUCCAUGCGGACACUCAGUCCCUAUGUCACACCACCACCCAACACGGAAUCCAUCCUAUCUGCGUUCAGCACGCGAUUCGACCCACAUGAACUCAUGGACUCCAUCGUCCGUUCUCGAAGCGAUGGACAAGCGUUCUUCAUCACAAAUGGAGAAGCGUUCGGUAUCUUGGACUUUGCAGAGGUACACGACGGGUACGGGCGAAGACCAUCGCACUUAGAGGUACAGGGUACAUACGAAUGGCUAUGUGAUGAGAGGAGGGUACAGCUUGUCAUCGAACGAUGGUCGUUUGAAGCAACAACGAACUUUCGAUGGAGGAGAUGCAUAGAAGAUUUACACGUAGAGCUUGACAGCUCAUCCCUUCCCUUUUGUUUUGUGUCAUUCCACUCACAGCUGUGUUACCAUAGGAAAACCCGGUAUCUGUGACGGAGUACAGUGACAUACGAAGAGAUACAGCGGACCGAAGAGUCGAAGUUGCACGAAGCAAGUCGGCAGUACUACCAUGAAUGGGGCGAGCGAGCAGGAUACAGCGAAAGGGUACCUGACAAUGGGUUUCAAGUAGACAAGCAGUGUAGCCAUGCAUCGAAGUUCACGACGAGGGAAUGCCUGGCAGAACAACGACAACACGUGCGGAGCGUACCAAGCGACAUGAGUUCAUGCCCUGAGCCCGAGCGCUCGUUUUCGUCUUUUGUUUUCA
Molecule: messenger RNA, 1272 nt
Organism: Pisolithus orientalis
Lineage: Eukaryota; Fungi; Basidiomycota; Agaricomycetes; Boletales; Pisolithaceae
Exons: 1
Coding region: 327-1001 (224 amino acids)
Source: RefSeq, a predicted model, not a curated record